This is a messenger RNA of Microdochium trichocladiopsis, 1396 nucleotides long. RefSeq lists its product as uncharacterized. NCBI's taxonomy places the organism in Eukaryota, Fungi, Ascomycota, Sordariomycetes, Xylariales, Microdochiaceae. The transcript has 2 exons. The coding region runs from base 167 to 1396 and encodes 409 amino acids. Gene Ontology annotation, molecular function: protein binding. The record is from RefSeq and is a predicted model, not a curated record.
CCUACUCUCAUAGUCUCCUACUCUCCUAACUCUCCUACUCUUUCCGUAUCCUUCAUCUUCUCCUCGUCAUCCAUCUCUUCACGACUCUUUAUUCAAUUCUUCGUUUCCUUCUGACGAAUCGGCUCUCACACAUCGAAACCUUCGCUCGACAUCACCAAAGCCCAUCAUGCGUUUCCAAUCCACUGUCGCCAUCCUCUCUGGCCUGCUCGUCGCCAGCCCAGCCUCUGCCGCUCCCAGCAACCGACAGGGGUCAGGCGGCAAGUGCAAGAGUCAGCUCGGAGGAGCUGUGUAUCUGACAACCAACGGCCAGGCCAACUAUGUGGUCUCUCUGGGCGUUGAGAAGAACGGCAUGCUGUCCAAGGGCAAGAUGGUAGCGACUGGAGGCUGCGGCUCUGCGAGCAUCAGCAGCGCCACCAACAUGUCCGCCACGGCGGAUCCUCUGGUCGGGCAAUCUGCACUGACGGUUGCUGGACAGAACCUGUUCGCCGUCAACGCCGGAACCUCCGAUGUCAGCAUGUUCUCGAUCGACGGCGCCGACCCGACCAAGCUCGUCAUGGUUGGCAUGCCUGCCAAGGUGCCUGGCGAGUUCCUCAACACUGUCGCCGCCUCUGCCAAGCACAAGAUCGUGUGCGCGGCAGCCACCGGAGCUAUUGCUGGCGUGUCCUGUGCCCCCUUUGACGAGACCAGCGGCAUCGGCGCGAUGGACGCUCUCCGGCCCAUCGACCUGGGCCAGACGACGCCUCCGGUUGGUCCAACCAACACCGUCUCUCAGGUCCUCUUCUCCGAGGAUCAGAACACGCUCUUUGCGAUCGUCAAGGGCGAUCCAGGAACCCCCGGCAAGACGGGCUUCGUGGCCGCGUUCCCCGUCACGGCUGCGCAGGGCAACACGGCCGCCAGCGUCAGCGCUCAGGGCAAGCAGUCUUCUCCGGACAACACUCUGGUGCUCUUCGGCACGACCAUCUUGCCCGGCACCACCGACCUGUUCGCGACCGACGCGUCCUUUGGCGCGGCAGUCCUCUCGGUCGCGGCUGACGGCACCACGACGACCAAGGCCCGUGGCGUUGUUGACGGCCAGGCGGCGACGUGCUGGACGACCUUUUCCCCCGCCACCAAGACGGCCUUUGUCACCGACGUGCUCGUCAACCGCCUUGUCGAGAUGUCGGUCGAGGACGCCUCCAUUCUGCGUGUGCUGGACCUCAGUGCCAACAAGCAGUCGGGCAUGAUUGACCUGCGUGCGAUGGGCAGCAUGGUCUACGCGCUCGCACCCGGCAACAACGAGACUGCUACCGCGGUGGUCGUCGUCGACGCCAAGGCCGGCAAGCAGGUGCAGGUUAUGGAUCUUGGCGCGAUGGGUGUCACGGGCCGGGCCCAGGGCAUGGCCAUCAUGGAGCUCUAA